Archocentrus centrarchus (flier cichlid) is the source of this 4615-nucleotide messenger RNA. RefSeq names its product neuronal pentraxin-1. The transcript is spliced from 6 exons. The record is from RefSeq and is a predicted model, not a curated record. Bases 559 to 2730 code for a protein of 723 amino acids. NCBI's taxonomy places the organism in Eukaryota, Metazoa, Chordata, Actinopteri, Cichliformes, Cichlidae.
GAGAGAGUUAAAAUUAUCCACGUAAAGCCAAUCCUCCUCAAGCUGAUCAGUGUGCUGAAUGGACUACUCACCUCAGGGACUCCAAACUUGCAACAGCAGGUAAGGGCACUCUGGAAUGUGAUGGAUCCUUAGAAGCCAAAGUUAAAAGGAUUAUUCCUGGCCAUCGAACACAGGAGGUCUUUGGAGCCAAAAGAAAUCACCUGUCUGGCGACGCCCAGGCACCCCAUCUCAGAGAGAGUGGAUGAAUCUAUCAGGAUACAUCAGCUGAACUUUCACAGCCUGUUAACCUGCCAUGGACCCAAGAAGCCUUGCAUGAUUCUGCAGGGUUGUUUUUCAGGCGGGCAGCUAGAGCUUGGCAGUGCCCUUUCAGUGUUUUUGGAAUCCUUCCUUAGAGUUUGCAUCAUUUAUCAGCUAAAGGAAAUUAAUUUAAUUGACAUGCUUUGCCCCAACACUUUUCAAUCAAAAGCAAAUGACCUCCAUUGAUGGUGUUCAUUCCCCCAAAACUAAAGCCUUUGAAGACUGUCAGUUGUCGCGAAAUAAUUUGGACUCAGAGCAAAUAUGGCCAAAGAUGUCCGUCCUCUGAGCCUCAUGUCUACAAAGUACAUGCAACAGGUGGGAGCCACUCUGGGUCUUGCUCUCCAACGUUUCCCCUUACGGUCUCUAAUUUUCUAUUGCUCCCUUUCAUGUGUAGCUGCAGCAGGUAGUUUACCUGGCAUAGAAUAUGACUAUGGCAUCAGCCCCAAGUUUGUUUGCACUCCCAUUCCCCCAGAAGCAGAUCCCAGCUGCUAUUCCCCUCCCAGUGUGCCCCAUGGACCAAGCAGCAACAGCCACAGUAAUGACCACAGUGGUGGGAGCAGGCGAGGCAUGAUGUCCGAUGAGGCCAAAGCCACUAUUUUGCACCUGCGUGAGAGCCUUGUGAGGCAGAAGGAAACCAUCCUGGACCAGCGGGAGACGAUCAGGGAGCUGACUGCUAAGCUCACCUUAUGUGAGGGAUUUGGGGGUCACCAUGACAAUCACCAUGACAACCAUCACGAAAGUCAUCAUGAUAACCAUCACGACAGCCAUCACAGCAACCACCAUGAUGACCAACAUGGGCAUCAUGCAUCAUUGUCGUUGCACCAUGGUCCUUCAGGAUAUCACAGCAACGAUCACCAUUAUUCCCACAGCGGUCACUACAGGAAGGGCUCCUCAUACAGCAAACACAGCUCCUUCUCUCCAGAACAGACCGGGAAAACCCUGCAGACACUCAAGGAGAGGCUGGAGAACUUGCAGGCCAGGAACUCCUCCAGCUCCUAUUCCAGCUCCCUGAGGGAACUCCUCCAGAGGAAGAUCAGUGCUCUGGAGGAGCAGCUACACAGCUACUACAGAGAUCACCAUGACUAUGGUCACCAUAAUGACCACCAUGGAGAUCAUCAUGAUGACCAUCAUAGCAGCGGCCACUACGAUAGCCAUCAUGAUGACCACCAUGACAAUGACCACCAUGAUGGCCACCACGAUGACCACCAUGAAGACCCUCAUAACACCCCUCACAGCAACCACCACAGCAGCCAUCGGUACAACCACCACACUGGACACCAUUAUCGCCAUCACAAUCAUCACUAUAACCACCACCAUGAUGAGCACCUUGGCCGACAUUACAGUCACUUUGGCAGCCACCAUAAUGAUAAUCACCAUCAUGAUGACCAUGGUCAUCAUGAUGACCAUGGCCAUCAUGAUGACCAUGGUCAUCAUGGGCAUCAUGAUGGCCAUGGGCAUCAUGAUCACCAUGAAGACCAUGGGCAUCAUGAUCACCAUGAAGACCAUGGGCAUCAUGGCCAUCAUGAUGACCAUGGCCAUCAUGGUCAUCACGAAGAUCAUCAUGAUUAUCACCAUGGACAUGAACACUAUGAUGACCACCAUGACCAUCACCACGACAACAAUCAUAAUCGCCAUGAUAACCAUCAUGGCAAUGACCACCAUGAUGACCAUCAUAAUGAUCAUCACCCACGACGCCUGCCUUACACCAGCAAAGAAUCAAGUCUGAGAGGCCCUGGACACAACAAGCUGGAAACAGUAAUGAGCCAACUGCAUCACAGCACGCCUGAUCAUGGGCACCAGAAGAAGCCAAAGAGUCCCACAGCCUUCCUGUUAGACUUCCCCAUGAGGACUAACUACAUGUAUGCCAGGAUGAAGCGGUCAGUAGUCACAGAGAUCUUUGCCUUGACCAUCUGCCUAUGGCUGAAGGCAGGUGCGGGUCCUGGUCUUGGCACUCCCUUCUCCUACGCGGUGCCCGGGCAGGCUAAUGAGCUGGUGCUAAUUGAAUGGGGCAGCAAUCCCAUGGAGCUGCUAAUCAAUGACAAGGCUGUGACGUUGCCUAUAACCAUGACAGAUGGGAAGUGGCAUCAUGUGUGCGUGACGUGGUCGACAGGUGAUGGUGUCUGGGAGGCCUACCAGGAUGGAGCAAAGAAAGGUUCAGGGCAGAACCUCUCAGCCUGGCACCCAAUCAAACCAGGAGGGAUUUUCAUCCUGGGUCAGGAGCAGGACACAAUGGGAGGCCGCUUUGAUGUCACUCAGUCCUUUGUGGGAGAGUUGUCAGAUCUCCAGUUCUGGUCCAGGGUAUUGACAUCCAGUGAGAUCUACAGCCAAGCAACCUGUGGAGGCCACCUCGUUGGUGAUGUCAUGUCAUGGUCGGAGGAAUCGGUGGAGCUCCACGGAGGCCUCACUGAGCUUUCUUUUGAUCCCUGCCACUAAAGAUGGACAGUGAACCCCGACCCCCGCUGUAGGAUCAUCAUGCUAGAGUAAUUGAUAUUGAUAUUUGAUCAUGGAUCAAGCAUGAAGCAAUCAUUUAUUUCAUUUCUCGCACUGUGUGUCCAUCAUAUUGGUCAGCAGAACUUUAAUAAUACAAGCUCAGCUGUGGGCCAUAAGCAGUGCAAGGACCUUUGUUGGUUUUUCAAUAUUUUUGCCAUUCCUGCUGGAUCCUUCUGCCUUGUCCACCUACACCCUCACUUCCUCCCUCGAAUGUGCUCAGCAGGACACCUUUGAAGGCUCCAAAGAGUGCAGGGCUUUGGAUUUACUGGCUGCAUGCUCAUGACCGCAGCUCCUCUAAAGGAUACAGCACACAUAAUAGGAUUUCUUUCCAUCAGAACAGGCCCAAAGGUUGCUGGUUUGCCAUUAACUGUCUUGCACUAGUUUGUUUGGCUUGGUUUAUGAGCAACACAGACAUUACAGCAGAUGAAAAAGACGCUAAAAGCAGGGCUUACACACCAAGUCACACAGAAGCCUGAGUGAGGAUCUGUGCGUGUUGCUAAAAUACUAAUGGUAAGAUGCUGCUGCAGUACAGGCAAAUAUGGCAGCAUGUUAGCACAGCAUACUGAUGUUGGUUUUGCACAUUGAGAUUUGGCAGACUCUUCUUUGAUAUUAGUAUUUCAUAUUGAAAACUCUACAACAGAUUUUUUUUUCUUUUUUGUAGAAUUUAAAUAUAACAUGCUUUUGUUCAUAACAGUAAAUCCUGUGUUUUGUCAGUGCAGCACUGAAACUAUUUGAACCUUUGGUUUUUCUUCUGUGAUUGAAUCAUUGUGAAAAGCUUAUUACAUAAGAGAAAAACAGCUCAAUGUCAGACGCGACACCUUCCAGCCACGAGCUGCAUCAAUCCAGGUUAACCGGCCCUCAACGUGUCACCGCGCUAAUGCUGCUGUCUCCUUGGCCAACCACUGGCUUACUCUGGGAUUUACCUGUGAACAACUGAUCUGAUCCUGCCUAUUUCCAACCAGCUCAAACCACAUGGCAGAGUCACACAGGAGAGUCGCACACAGGAACUAAACGUGUAAAAAGACACUGCUGAUCUCACGCUAAUCGUUUGUAGCUCCACUUUUAUUGUUUUAUAACAAGAGUUUUUUUGUACAUGUAAAUCAUAUAAGAUAGUCUGUUUUUAAUGAUGAAAAUAAUUUAUUAUGGUUUUUCUUGCACUGUAAAUAAGUGCAUAGCACUUUCUUAACUUUUAUUUAACCCUGUGUUUGUUUAUAAAGCACAUCUUUGGAAAUGAACUGUUACAUAUUUGUUGAGUAGAGCCCUCCCAUCAUCCACUGAAUUUAAUUCAGCAGAAAAAGUCACCUCACGGCACUUUAUAUGUCGGGCUUUUAGCCCAGGAUAAACAGAAAUCUAGAUAGAACCCUUUGUUGUUUAGGACCAAUAUCUUGUUCACUCUUUGUUUGAUUGUAAUGCCAAGAUGAGCAGAACUUUAAAAACUGUGCUCCUGUUUUCUUCUUAUGAUAGUGGGCCAAAUGCAUGUGACAUUGUUUUCAUAUGUUUGUUCUUAGACUUGAAACCUCCUCCUCCACCUGCUACCAAAGUGUGUAGUUUGUAAGCUGAAUGUUGACAUGCAUCAUUAACAUAAAUACUUGCUUAUCCUCACCUUCAGUGCAUAUUUUAAUAGUUUCUUUUUGUGUGUCUUUUGCUGUACAUAUGCAAACUAUAAUAAUCUGUUCAAUCCACCAUCCCUUCCUACAUGUGUAAGCCAAAACUACAGCAUAAACUGAGUUAUAAAACUUGAAAGAGGAAAAAAAUGUCCUAUAAAUGCUGUCAAAUAUUUGUAAAUGUGUCAGUAUUUUGAAUAAAACUAUUUCAGAUAUGUCAAGAA